This is a messenger RNA of Scaptodrosophila lebanonensis, 948 nucleotides long. Its product is annotated as lysozyme. Lineage: Eukaryota; Metazoa; Arthropoda; Insecta; Diptera; Drosophilidae. The transcript is spliced from 4 exons. The coding region runs from base 358 to 858 and encodes 166 amino acids. The record is from RefSeq and is a predicted model, not a curated record.
CUCAGGUCAACAGUGGCGUACAUGAGGAGCCUCAUCGUCGCUUUAGCUGCUGUCUAUGGAGUGCGGGGCAUGGGAAUAAAGCGCGCUAUCAAAACAAAACAAAACGCAGAAAAGCUUACAUACAAAUAAAAAAUAAAAAAAAAACAAGUGAACAAGAAGAUAUAAACUAGUUUUGCUUUUGAAAGCAAAACAUUGUUUGCGAUAAUUAACAAAAGUAAUUAUUGUUCUUUUUUGUUUUUGUAAUCAAGUAAAUGCGAUGUUGUACUAUACUCGUAUGUGUCUGUGCAGCUGAAAUUCUGAACCUAGCAAAAAGCUUUUAUUUUAGCGUGCAUUUCAAAUAGUGUUGGGAAGUCAAUCAUGCCGCUAAGACGCAAAAACUAUUUUCUGGGAUUUGUGCUCCUUCUACUGCUCCUUAUAAUACAACAAGGGGAGCCCAAGAAAUUUCAGCGCUGUGAACUGACAAGAGAACUUGUGGAGAAGUAUAACUUCGACAAAACAUUUCUGUCAAACUGGAUUUGUCUGGUGGAGCACGAAAGUAAUCUAAAUACGAGUGCAAUAACUUAUAGAAGUAGAAGCACAAAUUAUGGACUUUUUCAAAUAGGCAGUCGGGACUAUUGCUCAGAGACCCGUAAAGGCGGAUUAUGUAAUCAAAAAUGUGAAGCUUUCUCCAACGAUGAUAUUGCCGAUGAUAUUGCCUGUGCCCGAAUGAUACAGGAACGCGAGGGAUUCAAGUACUGGAGUGGUUGGGACCGCUACUGUCGCGACCAGCGUAACUUACCCAACUUGCGAGUAGUUUGUAAUCUCAGGAGCCUCUCUCCCAUACGCUCGCCUAGAAACUUUAACAAUUUCUUUGGCUGACAAAAGGCCAAGGGCAAAACUUACCUCUCGCAGAAGAACCGAAUGAAAUUGUUUUUUAUUUUGUAUGAGUAUAUAUUGUGUCUAAACAUU